Molecule: messenger RNA, 1305 nt
Organism: Cuscuta epithymum
Lineage: Eukaryota; Viridiplantae; Streptophyta; Magnoliopsida; Solanales; Convolvulaceae
Source: the annotation of a GenBank genome assembly
GGGCAAUCUGGUAACUUAGUCUUCCACUUUCCCGCGCCGCGACCUUCAAAAACGGCCUCUUCCCUUCCCUCCCGACCAUAUGCAUCGUCAAUAAUCAGACGCCGUCCGGCAUGGAAAUCAGCAUAGUCUUCGUCCUCUCAGCUCUUCUGCUCACAACCGCAACUCCGGAAUCUCCGGCGUCUACUUCCAGUUGCUCCGAUGAUUUAGUUCUGUUCUCGACGUGCUUGCCGUUCAUCUCCUCUUUUCCAAACAACGUCACUAACUCGCCAUCGCGCCGUUGUUGCGAUGAAAUCGCCUCUGCGAUGGAAUCCGGCGGUGCAAUCUGCCUGUGCUACCUCAUACAGGAGCCGCGGAUACUCGGAUUCUCAGUUAACUCUACCAGAGUGGUCUCUCUCCCCACCGUUUGCCGGAUGAGAAAUGGAGAAGUCAUCGCGAACACCUCCCUUAAGCAUCUCUGUUCAGGAAACAUUACAUUGCCUCCACUGAAGAGCAUAACAGGUCCAGGGAUUUCAACUCCACACCUCCCGGGCGGGGAAGAUUCAGCCCCACCACCUCCUGUAAGUCUACCUCCUAAACCUGAUAAUAAAACAUCAGGACUACCCCGUGCAAAUGAUUCAUCUAUUCCACCUGCUGAUGAUAUUGAAUUUCCCGCCAUAACUACAACACAUACUCCACCUGCUGUUGCUGUUGAAUCUCCCACCAACAUGACAGUAACACCUACACGAAGUGCAUCUACAGUAGUAACAAUCUGUUUCUCUUGUCGCUACAAUUCCCUUGGGAUACCCCUUCUGCUUGUCAACAUGUUCAUAUAGUUUACCGAGGAUUUAGUUUCCACAAUAAAACAAUCGCUCGUGUAAUUCGUGUUUGAGGUAUAUAAGAGUUGUCAAAUAGGUCAGUAUAUCACUUGCUAUAUGUACUGUAUUUUCUUUUGUUUCUUGUAUCAAGCCUACCAUUUUCACUUUCCACAGCGUACAGUUCUUUUACUUCAUUCCAACAUAAGUAACUUUAAGACUGUAGAUUGAAAAUAGGAUGGUCCCGAUCGCCUGACCCACUCACGUGCUCAGCCACACCACUCAUCCCAAAGAACAUUACAUCUAUGCAUUAAUCUGUUCACCAUGCCAGGCAAGCUGCUCGUUAGGUGGCAAAUUUGCUCAGAUUCGUUAACAUAGGCAGCGUAAGUAUUCCAAGCAAGCCUUUCAAUUUGGAAAUUUGAUGAUCAUCACCUGGUGGAUGGAGAACUGGAGAAGUCAUGUUCCUUCCAGCCACAUCUUUAAUAGAAAUUAGAUGUAAUUACUCAUAACUCCA